AUGGACGUGGACGUGGUCGUGGACGUGGACGUGGACGUGGACAUGGACGUGGACAUGGACGUGGACGUCGACGUGGACGUGGACGUGGACGUGGUCGUGGACGUGGACGUGGACGUGGACGUGUACGUGGACGUGGACGUGGACAUGGACGUGGACGUGGACGUGGACUUGGACGUGGACGUGGACUGGACGUGGACUGGACGAGCGUUUGCGUUCUCCCUGGCCGUGGACGUGGACGUGGACAUGGACGUGGACGUGGACGUGGACGUGGACGUGAACGUGGACGUGGACGUGGACGUUGACGUGAACGUGGACGUGGACAUGGACGUGGACGUGGAGGUGGACUUGGACGUGGACGUGGACGUGGACGUGGACAUGGACGUGGACGUGGACGUGGACGUGAACGUGGACGUGGACGUGGACGUGGACGUGGACGUGGACGUGGACGUGGACGUGGACGUGGACAUGGUCGUAGACGUGGACGUGGACGGGGACGUGGACAUGGUCGUGGACGUGGACGUGGACGGGGACGUGGACAUGGUCGUUGACGUGGACAUGGUCGUGGACGUGGACAUGGUCGUGGACGUGGACAUGGACGUGGACGUGGACGAAGACAUGGACGUGGACAUGGACGUGGACGUGGUCGUGGACGUGGACGUGGACCUGGUCGUGGACGUGGACGUGGACGUAGACGUGGACGUGGACGUGGACCUGGACCUGGACGUGGACGUGGACGUGGACGUGGACGUGGACGUGGACCUGGACGUGGACGUGGACGUGGACGUAGACGUGGACAUGGACGUGGACGUGGACGUGGACGUGGACGUGGACAUGGACGUGGACGUGGACGUGGUGGACGUGGACGUGGACGUGGACAUGGACGUGGACAUGGACGUGGGCGUGGACGUGGACGUGGGCCUGGACGUGGACAUGGACGUGGACAUGGACGUGGACGUGGACAUGGACGUGGACAUGGACGUGGACAUGGACGUGGACAUGGACGUGGACAUGGACGUGGACGUGGACAUGGACGAAGACGUGGACGUGGACCUGGACGUGGACGUGGACGUGGACGUGGACCUGGACGUGGACGUGGACGUGGACAUGGACGUGGACGUGGACAUGGACGUGGACGUGGACAUGGACGUGGACGUGGACAUGGACGUGGACAUGGACGUGGACAUGGACGUGGACAUGGACGUGGACAUGGACGUGGACAUGGACGUGGACAUGGACGUGGACGUGGACGUGGACAUGGACGUGGACGUGGACGUGGACAUGGACGUGGACGUGGACGUGGACGUGGACGUGGACAUGGACGAGGACAUGGACGUGGACGUGGACAUGGACGUGGACAUGGACGUGGACGUGGACAUGUUCGUGGACGUGGACGUGGACAUGGUCGUGGACGUGGACGUGGACGUAGACGUGGACAUGGUCGUGGACGUGGACAUGGACGUGUACGUGGACAUGGACGUGGACAUGGACGUGGACGUGGACAUGGACGUGGACGUGGACGUGGACAUGGACGUGGACAUGGUCGUGGACGUGGACAUGGUCGUGGACAUGGACAUGGACGUGGACUUGGACAUGGACGUGGACGUGGACGUGGACGUGGACAUGGUCGUGGACGUGGACGUGGACGUGGACAUGGACGUGGACGUGGACGUGGACAUGGUCGUGGACGUGGACGUGGACGUGGACGUGGACGUGGACAUGGUCGUAGACGUGGACGUAGACAUGGACGUGGACGUGGACGUGAUGGACGUGGACGUGGACGUGGUGGACGUGGACGUGGACGUGGACGUGGACGUGGGCGUGGACGUGGACGUGGGCGUGGGCGUGGGCGUGGACGUGGACGUGGACGACGUGGACAUGGACGUGGACGUGGACGUGGACAUGGACGUGGACGUGGACGUGGACAUGGACAUAGACGUGGACAUGGACGUGGACGUAGACGUGGACGUGGACAUGGACGUGGACAUGGACAUAGACGUGGACAUGGACGUGAACGUGGACGUGGACGUGGACGUGGUGGACGUGGGCGUGGACGUGGACGUGGACGUGGACGUGGACAUGGACAUGGACGUGGACGUGGACAUGGACGUGGACAUGGACGUGGACAUGGACAUGGACAUGGACAUGGACGUGGACGUGGACGUGGACGUGGAUGUGGACAUGGACGUGGACGUGGACGUGGACGUGGACGUGGACGUGGACAUGGUCGUGGACGUGGACGGGGACGCGGACAUGGUCGUGGACGUGGACGUGGACGGGGACGUGGACAUGGUCGUGGACGUGGACGUGGUCGUGGACGUGGACAUGGUCGUGGAUGUGGACAUGGACGUGGACGUGGACGUGGUCGUGGACGUGGACGUGGACGUGGACGUGGACCUGGACGUGGACAUGGACGUGGACGUGGACGUGGACGUGGUGGUGGACAUGGACGUGAACGUGGACGUGGACGUGGACAUGGAAGUGGACGUGGACGUGGACAUGGACGUGGACAUGGUCGUGGACGUGGACGUGGACGUGGACGUGGACAUGGACGUGGACGUGGAGGUGGACGUGGACGUGGUGGACGUGGACGUGGACAUGGACGUUGACGUGGACGUGGACGUGGACAUGGAUGUGGACAUGGACGUGGACAUGGACGUGGACGUGGACAUGGACGUGGACAUGGACGUGGACGUGGACGUGGACGUGGACGUGGACGUGGACGUGGACGUGGACGUGGACAUGGUCAUGGACGUGGAUGUGGACGUGGACGUGGACAUGGUCGUGGACGUGGACAUGGUCGUGGACGUCGAUAUGGUCGUGGACGUGGACAUGGACGUGGACGUGGACGUGGACGUGGACAUGGUCGUGGACGUGGACGUGGACAUGGUCGUGGACGUGGACGUGGACGUGGACGUGGACGUGGACAUGGACGUGGACAUGGACGUGGACGUGGACGUGGACAUGGCAGUGGACGUGGACGUGGACGUGGACGUGGACAUGGUCGUGGACGUGGACGUGGACGUGGACGUGGACAUGGACGUGGACGUGGACGUGGACGUGGUGGACGUGGACGUGGACAUGGACGUGGACGUGGACGUGGACGUGGACAUGGACGUGGACAUGGACGUGGACAUGGACGUGGACGUGGACAUGGACGUGGACAUGGACGUGGACGUGGACCUGGACGUGGACGUGGACAUGGACGUGGACGUGGACGUGGACGUGGACAUGGACGUAGACGUGGACGUGGACGUGGUGGACGUGGACGUGGACGUGGACGUGGGCGUGGACAUGGACGUGGGCGUGGACGUGGACGUGGGCUUGGACGUGGACCUGGAAAUGGACGUGGACGUGGACGUGGACAUGGACGUGGACGUGGACGUGGACGUGGACACGGACGUGGACGUGGACGUGGACAUGGACGUGGACAUGGACGUGCACAUGGACAUGGACGUGGACAUGGACGUGGACGUGGACGUGGACGUGGACAUGGACGUGGACGUGGACGUGGACGUGGACAUGGACGUGGACGUGGACAUGGACAUGAACGUGGACGUGGACGUGGACGUGGACGUGGACAAGGACAUGGACGUGGACAUGGACGUGGACGUGGACAUGGACGUGGACAUGGACAUGGACAUGGACAUAAACGUGGACAUGGACGUGGACGUGGACGUGGACGUGGACAUGGACGUGGACGUGGACAUGGACCUGGACGUGGACGUGGACAUGGACGUGGACGUGGACAUGGUGGUGGACGUGGACGUGGACGUGGACGUGGACGUGGACAUGGACGUGGACAUGGUGGUGGACGUGGACGUGGACGUGGACAUGGACGUGGACAUGGACGUGGACAUGGUGGUGGACGUGGACGUGGACAUGGACGUGGACAUGGACGUGGACGUGGACGUGGACAUGGACGUGGACGUGGACGUGGUCGUGGACGUGGACGUGGACAUGGUCGUGGACGUGGACGUGGACGUGGGCGUGGACAUGGACGUGGACGUGGACGUGGACGUGGACGUGAACAUGGACGUGGACGUGGACGUGGACGUGGACAUGGACGUGGACAUGGACGUGGACAUGGACGUGGACGUGGACAUGGACGUGGACGUGAACGUGGACGUGGACGUGGUGGACCUGGACGUGGACGUGGACGUGGACGCGGACAUGGACGUGGACGCGGACAUGGACGUGGACAUGGACAUGGACAUGGACGUGGACAUGGACGUGGACGCGGACAUGGACAUGGACGUGGACGCGGACAUGGUCGUGGACGUGGACGUGGACAUGGACGUGGACGUGGACGAGGACAUGGUCGUGGACGUGGACGUGGACAUGGACGUGGACAUGGACGUGGACAUGGACGUGGACAUGGACGUGGACGUGGACGUCGACGUGGACGUGGACAUGGACGUGGACGUGGACGUGGACAUGGACGUGGACGUGGACGUGGACAUGGACGUGGACAUGGACGUGGACGUGGACGUGGACGUGGACAUGGACGUGGACAUGGACGUGGACGUGGACAUGGACGUGGACAUGGACGUGGACGUGGACAUGGUCGUGGACGUGGACGUGGACAUGGUCUUGGACGUGGACGUGGACGUAGACGUGGACAUGGUCGUGGACGUGGACAUGGACGUGGACGUGGACAUGGACGUGGACAUGGACGUGGAUGUGGACGUGGACAUGGACGUGGACGUGGACGUGGACAUGGACGUGGACAUGGUCGUGGACGUGGACAUGGUCGUGGACGUGGACAUGGACGUGGACAUGGACGUGGACGUGGACGUGGACAUGGUCGUGGACGUGGACGUGGACGUGGACGUGGACAUGGACGUGGACGUGGACGUGGACGUGGACAUGGUCGUGGACGUGGACGUGGACGUGGACGUGGACGUAGACGUGGACGUAGACAUGGACGUGGACGUGGACGUGGACGUGGUGGACGUGGACGUGGACGUGGACGUGGUGGACGUGGACGUGGACGUGGACGUGGACGUGGACGUGGACGUGGGCGUGGACGUGGACGUGGGCGUGGGCGUGGACGUGGGCGUGGACGUGGACGUGGACGUGGACGACGUGGACAUGGAUGUGGACGUGGACGUGGACAUGGACGUGGACGUGGACAUGGACGUGGACGUGGACGUGGACGUGGACGUGGACCUGGACGUGGACAUGGACAUGGACGUGGACAUGGAUAUGAACGUGGACGUGGACGUGGACGUGGUGGACGUGGACGUGGGCGUUGACGUGGACGUGGACGUGGACGUGGACGUGGACAUGGACGUGGACGUGGACGUGGACCUGGACGUGGACGUGGACGUGGACGUGGACGUGGACAUCGACGUGGACGUGGACGUGGACGUGGACGUGGACGUGGACGUGGACAUGGACGUGGACAUGGACGUGGACGUGUACGUGGACGUGGACAUGGACGUGGACAUGGACGUGGACAUGGACGUGAACGUGGACGUGGACGUGGACGUGGUGGACGUGGACGUAGACAUGGACGUGGACGUGGACGUGGACGUGGACGUGGACAUGGACGUGGACAUGGACGUGGACAUGGACGUGGACAUGGACGUGGACAUAGACAUGGACAUGGACAUGGACGUGGACGUGGACGUGGAUGUGGACGUGGACGUGGACGUGGACAUGGACGUGGACAUGGACGUGGACGUGGACAUGGACGUGGACAUGGACAUGGACAUGGACAUAAACAUGGACAUGGACGUGGACGUCGACGUGGACGUGGACAUGGACGUGGACGUGGACAUGGACCUGGACGUGGACGUGGACAUGGACGUGGACGUGGACAUGGUGGUGGACGUGGACGUGGACGUGGACGUGGACAUGGACAUGGACAUGGUGGUGGACGUGGACGUGGACGUGGACAUGGACGUGGACAUGGACGUGGACAUGGUGGUGGACGUGGACGUGGACAUGGACGUGGACAUGGACGUGGACGUGGACGUGGACAUGGACGUGGACGUGGACGUGGACGUGGACGUGGACGUGGGCGUGGACAUGGACGUGGACGUGGACGUGGACGUGGGCGUGGACAUGGACGUGGACGUGGACGUGGACGUGGACGUGAACAUGGACGUGGACAUGGACGUGGACGUGGACAUGGACGUGGACGUGAACGUGGACGUGGACGUGGUGGACCUGGACGUGGACGUGGACGUGGACGUGGACAUGGACGUGGACGCGGACGUGGACGUGGACGUGGACGUGGACAUGGACGUGGACAGGGACGUGGACGUGGAGGUGGACGCCGACAUGGACGUGGACGCGGACGUGGACGUGGAGGUGGACGUGGACGUGGACGUGGACGUGGACGCGGACGUGGACGUGGACGUGGACAUGGACGUGGACGUGGACAUGGACGUGGAUAUGGACGUGGACAUGGACGUGGACAUGGACGUGGAGAUGGACGUGGACAUGGACGUGGAGAUGGACGUGGACAUGGACGUGGACAUGGACGUGGACGCGGACAUGGUCGUGGACGUGGACGUGGACGUGGACAUGGACGUGGACAUGGACGUGGACAUGGACGUGGACAUGGACGUGGACAUGGACGUGGACGUGGACGUCGACGUGGACGUGGACGUGGACGUCGACGUGGACGUGGACGUGGACGUGGACGUGGACGUGGACAUGGACGUGGACGUGGACGUGGACAUGGACGUGGACAUGGACGUGGACGUGGACGUGGACGUGGACGUGGACAUGGACGUGGACAUGGACGUGGACAUGGACGUGGACAUGGACGUGGACGUGGACAUGGUCGUGGACGUGGACGUGGACAUGGUCUUGGACGUGGACGUGGACGUAGACGUGGACAUGGUCGUGGACGUGGACAUGGACGUGGACGUGGACAUGCUGGACGUGGACGUGGACUUGGACGUGGACAUGGACGUGGACAUGGACGUGAACGUGGACGUGGACGUGGACGUGGUGGACGUGGACGUGGGCGUGGACGUGGACGUGGACGUGGACGUGGACAUGGACGUGGACGUGGACGUGGACCUGGACGUGGACGUGGACGUGGACGUGGACCUGGACGUGGACGUGGACGUGGACGUGGACGUGGACGUGGACAUCGACGUGGACGUGGACGUGGACGUGGACGUGGACGUGGACGUGGACAUGGACGUGGACAUGGACGUGGACGUGGACGUGGACGUGGACAUGGACGUGGACAUGGACGUGGACAUGGACGUGAACGUGGACGUGGACGUGGACGUGGUGGACGUGGACGUAGACAUGGACGUGGACGUGGACGUGGACGUGGACGUGGACAUGGACGUGGACAUGGACGUGGACAUGGACGUGGACAUGGACGUGGACAUGGACAUGGACGUGCACGUGGACGUGGACGUGGACGUGGACGUGGACGUGGACGUGGACAUGGUCGUGGACGUGGACGUGGACGGGGACGUGGACAUGGUCGACGUGGACCUGGACGUGGACGUGGACGUGGACGUGGACCUGGACGUGGUCGUGGACGUGGACGUGGACGUGGACGUGGACGUGGACAUGGACGUGGACGUGGUGGACGUGGACGUGGACGUGGACGUGGACGUGGACAUGGACGUGGACGUGGACGUGGACGUGGACAUGGACGUGGACGUGGACGUGGACGUGGACGUGGACAUGGACGUGGACGUGGACGUGGACGUGGACAUGGACGUGGACGUGGACGUGGACGUGGCCAUGGACGUGGACGUGGACGUGGACGUGGACGUGGACGUGGACGUGGACGUGGGCUUGGACGUGGACAUGGACAUGGACGUGGACGUGGACGUGGACAUGGACGUGGGCGUGGACAUGGACGUGGGCUUGGAUGUGGACAUGGACGUGGACAUGGACGUGGACGUGGACAUGGACGUAGACGUGGACGUGGACAUGGACGUGGACGUGGACAUGGACGUGUACGUGGACGUAGACAUGGACGUGGACGUGGACGUAGACGUGGACAUGGACGUGGACGUGGACGUGGACGUGGACGUGGACACGGACGUGGACGUGGACGUGGACGUGGACAUGGUGGUGGACGUGGACGUGGACGUGGACGUGGACGUGGACAUGGUCGUGGAGGUGGACAUGGUCGUGGACGUGGACAUGGUCGUGGACGUGGACAUGGACGUGGACGUGGACGUGGACGUGGAAGUGGACAUGGACGUGGACGUGGACGUGGACAUGGUCGUGGACGUGGACGUGAACGUGGACGUGGACAUGGACGUGGACAUGGACGUGGACGUGGACGUGGACGUGGACGUGGAAGUGGACGUGGACGUGGACGUGGACGUGGAGGUGGACGUGGACAUGGUCGUGGACGUGGACGUGGACGUGGACGUCGACAUGGACGUGGACGUGGACGUGGAUGUGGACGUGGUGGACGUGGACGUGGACGUGGACGUGGACGUGGACGUGGACAUGGACGUGGACAUGGACGUGGACAUGGACGUGGACGUGGACAUGGACGUGGACGUGGACGUGGACAUGGACGUGGACGUGGACAUGGACGUGGACGUGGACAUGGACGUGGACGUGGACAUGGACAUGGACGUGGACGUGGACGUGGACAUGGACGUGGACGUGGACGUGGACGUGGACGUGGACAUGGAUGUGGACGUGGACGUGGACGUGGACAUGGUCGUGGACGUGGACGUGGACGUGGACAUGGACGUGGACGUGGACGUGGACGUGGACGUGGACAUGGUCGUGGACGUGGACGUGGACGUGGACGUGGACGUGGACGUGGACGUAGACGUGGACGUAGACAUGGACGUGGACGUGGACGUGGUGGACGUGGAAGUGGACGUGGACGUGGUGGACGUGGACGUGGACGUGGACGUGGACGUGGACGUGGGCGUGGGCGUGGACGUGGACGUGGGCGUGGGCGUGGACGUGGGCGUGGACGUGGACGUGGACGUGGACGACGUGGACAUGGACGUGGACGUGGACGUGGACAUGGACGUGGACGUGGACGUGGACGUGGACGUGGACGUGGACCUGGACGUGGACAUGGACAUGGACGUGGACAUGGACGUGAACGUGGACGUGGACGUGGACGUGGUGGACAUGGACGUGGGCGUGGACGUGGACGUGGACGUGGACGUGGACGUGGACAUGGACGUGGACGUGGACCUGGACGUGGACGUGGACGUGGACGUGGACGUGGACGUGGACAUCGACGUGGACGUGGACGUGGACGUGGACGUGGACGUGGACAUGGACGUGGACAUGGACGUGGACGUGGACGUGGACGUGGACAUGGACGUGGACAUGGACGUGGACAUGGACGUGAACGUGGACGUGGACGUGGACGUGGUGGACGUGGACGUAGACAUGGACGUGGACGUGGACGUGGACGUGGACGUGGACGUGGACAUGGACGUGGACAUGGACGUGGACAUGGACGUGGACAUGGACGUGGACAUGGACAUGGACGUGCACGUGGACGUGGACGUGGAUGUGGACGUGGACGUGGACGUGGACGUGGACGUGGACAUGGUCGUGGACGUGGACGUGGACGGGGACGUCGACAUGGUCGUGGACGUGGACGUGGACGGGGACGUGGACAUGGUCGUGGACGUGGACAUGGUCGUGGACGUGGACAUGGUCGUGGACGUGGACAUGGACGUGGACGUGGACGUGGACAUGGACGUGGACGUGGACGUGGACGUGGUCGUGGACGUGGACGUGGACAUGGUCGUGGACGUGGAUGUGGACGUGGACGUGGACCUGGACGUGGACCUGGACGUGGACGUGGACGUGGACGUGGACGUGGACGUGGACCUGGACAUGGUCGUGGACGUGGACGUGGACGUGGACGUGGACGUGGACAUGGACGUGGACGUGGUGGACGUGGACGUGGACGUGGACAUGGACGUGGACAUGGACGUGGACGUGGACGUGGACGUGGACGUGGACGUGGACAUGGACGUGGACGUGGAGGUGGACGUGGACGUGGACGUGGACGUGGACGUGGACAUGGACGUGGACGUGGACGUGGACAUGGAUGUGGACGUGGACAUGGACGUGGACGUGGACGUGGACGUGGACGUGGACGUGGACGUGGGCUUGGACGUGGACAUGGACAUGGACGUGGACGUGGACGUGGACAUGGACGUGGGCGUGGACGUGGACGUGGGCUUGGACGUGGACAUGGACGUGGACAUGGACGUGGACGUGGACAUGGACGUAGACGUGGACGUGGACGUGGACGUGGACGUGGACAUGGACGUGUACGUGGACGUGUACAUGGACGUGGACGUGGACAUGGACGUGUACGUGGACGUAGACAUGGACGUGGACGUGGACGUGGACGUGGACACGGACGUGGACGUGGACACGGACGUGGACGUGGACGUGGACGUGGACAUGGUGGUGGACGUGGACGUGGACGUGGACGUGGACGUGGACAUGGUCGUGGACGUGGACAUGGUCAUGGACGUGGACAUGGUCGUGGACGUGGACAUGGACGUGGACGUGGACGUGGACGUGGACGUGGACAUGGACGUGGACGUGGACGUGGACAUGGUCGUGGACGUGGACGUGGACGUGGACGUGGACAUGGACGUGGACAUGGACGUGGACGUGGACGUGGACGUGGAAGUGGACGUGGACGUGGACGUGGACGUGGAGGUGGACGUGGACAUGGUCGUGGACGUGGACGUGGACGUGGACGUGGACAUGGACGUGGACGUGGACGUGGAUGUGGACGUGGUGGACGUGGACGUGGACGUGGACGUGGACGUGGACGUGGACAUGGACGUGGACAUGGACGUGGACAUGGACGUGGACGUGGACAUGGACGUGGACGUGGACGUGGACAUGGACGUGGACGUGGACAUGGACGUGGACGUGGACAUGGACGUGGACGUGGACAAGGACAUGAACGUGGACGUGGACGUGGACGUGGACGUGGACAAGGACAUGGACGUGGACAUGGACGUGGACGUGGACAUGGACGUGGACAUGGACGUGGACAUGGACGUGGACAUGGACGUGGACGUGGACGUGGACAUGGACGUGGACAUGGACCUGGACGUGGACGUGGACAUGGACGUGGACGUGGACAUGGUGGUGGACGUGGACGUGGACGUGGACGUGGACGUGGACAUGGACGUGGACAUGGUGGUGGACGUGGACGUGGACGUGGACAUGGACGUGGACAUGGACGUGGACAUGGUGGUGGACGUGGACGUGGACAUGGACGUGGACAUGGACGUGGACGUGGACGUGGACAUGGACAUGGACGUGGACAUGGACGUGGACAUGGACGUGAACGUGGACGUGGACGUGGACGUGGUGGACGUGGACAUAGACAUGGACGUGGACGUGGACAUGGACGUGGACGUGGACGUGGACAUGGACGUGGACAUGGACGUGGACGUGGACAUGGACGUGGACAUGGACGUGGACAUGGACAUGGACAUGGACAUGGACGUGGACGUGGACGUGGACGUGGAUGUGGACGUGGACGUGGACGUGGACGUGGACAUGGUCGUGGACGUGGACGUUGACGGGGACGUGGACAUGGUCGUGGACGUGGACGUGGACGGGGACGUGGACAUGGUCGUGGACGUGGACAUGGUCGUGGACGUGGACAUGGUCGUGGACGUGGACAUGGACUUGGAGGUGGACGUGGACAUGGACGUGGACGUGGACGUGGACGUGGUCGUGGACGUGGACGUGGACAUGGUCGAGGACGUGGACGUGGACGUGGACGUGGACGUGGACCUGGACGUGGACGUCGACGUGGACGUGGACCUGGACGUGGUCGUGGACGUGGACGUGGACGUGGACGUGGACGUGGAUAUGGACAUGGACGUGGUGGACAUGGACGUGGACGUGGACGUGGACUUGGACAUGGACGUGGACGUGGACGUGGACGUAGACGUGGACAUGGACGUGGACGUGGACGUGGACGUGGACGUGGUGGACGUGGACGUGGACGUGGACGUGGACAUGGACGUGGGCGUGGACGUGGACGUGGGCUUGGACGUGGACAUGGACGUGCACAUGGAUGUGGACGUGGACAUGGACGUAGACGUGGACGUGGACAUGGACGUGGACGUGAACAUGGACGUGUACGUGGACGUAGACAUGGACGUGGACGUGGACGUAGACGUGGACAUGGACGUGGACGUGGACGUGGACGUGGACACGGACGUGGACGUGGACGUGGACAUGGUGGUGGACGUGGACGUUGACGUGGACGUGGACGUGGACAUGGUCGUGGACGUGGACAUGGUCGUGGACGUGGACAUGGUCGUGGACGUGGACGUGGACAUGGACGUGGACGUGGACGUGGACGUGGACAUGGACGUGGACGUGGACGUGGACAUGGUCGAGGACGUGGACGUGGACGUGGACGUGGACAUGGACAUGGACAUGGACGUGGACAUGGUCGUGGACGUGGACGUGGACGUGGACGUGGACGUGGACGUGGACGUGGACGUCGAUGUGGACGUGGUGGACGUGGACGUGGAUGUGGACUUGGACGUGGACGUGGACAUGGACGUGGACAUGGACGUGGACAUGGACGUGGACGUGGACAUGGACGUGGACGUGGACGUGGACAUGGACGUGGACAUGGACGUGGACGUGGACAUGGACGUGGACGUGGACGUGGACAUGGACGUGGACGUGGACAUGAACCUGGACGUGGACGUGGACGUGGACGUGGACAAGGACAUGAACGUGGACGUGGACGUGGACGUGGACGUGGACAAGGACAUGGAUGUGGACAUGGACGUGGACGUGGACAUGGACGUGGACAUGGACGUGGACCUGGACGUGGACAUGGACGUGGACGUGGACGUGGACAUGGACGUGGACAUGGACCUGGACGUGGACGUGGACGUGGACGUGGACAUGGUGGUGGACGUGGACGUGGACGUGGACGUGGACGUGGACAUGGACGUGGACAUGGUGGUGGACGUGGACGUGGACAUGGACAUGGACGUGGACAUGGAAGUGGACAUGGUGGUGGACGUGGACGUGGACAUGGACGUGGACAUGGACGUGGACGUGGAAGUGGACAUGGACGUGGACGUGGACGUGGACAUGGACGUGAACGUGGACGUGGACGUGGACGUGGUGGACGUGGACGUGGACAUGGACGUGGACGUGGACGUGGACGUGGACGUGGACGUGGACGUGGACAUGGACGUGGACAUGGACGUGGACGUGGACAUGGACGUGGACAUGGACGUGGACAUGGACAUGGACAUGGACAUGGACGUGGACGUGGACGUGGACGUGGAUGUGGACGUGGACGUGGACGUGGACGUGGACGUGGACGUGGACACGGUCGUGGACGUGGACGUGGACGGGGACGUGCACAUGGUCGUGGACGUGGACGUGGACGGGGACGUGGACACGGUCGUGGACGUGGACAUGGUCGUGGACGUGGACAUGGUCGUGGAUGUGGACAUGGACGUGGACGUGGACGUGGACAUGGACGUGGACGUGGACGUGGACGUGGUCGUGGUCGUGGACGUGGACAUGGUCGUGGACGUGGACGUGGACGUGGACGUGGACGUGGACGUGGACCUGGACCUGGACGUGGUCGUGGACGUGGACGUGGACGUGGACGUGGACAUGGACGUGGACGUGGUGGACGUGGACGUGGACGUGGACGUGGACAUGGACGUGGACGAGGACGUGGACGUGGACAUGGACGUGGACGUGGACGUGGACGUGGACGUGGACGUGGACAUGGACGUGGACGUGGACGUGGACGUGGACAUGGACGUGGACGUGGACGUGGACGUGGACGUGGACAUGGACGUUGACGUGGACGUGGACGUGGACGUGGACGUGGUGGACGUGGACGUGGACGUGGACGUGGACGUGGACAUGGACGUGGGCGUGGACGUGGACGUGGGCUUGGACGUGGACAUGGACGUGGACAUGGACGUGGACGUGGACAUGGACGUAGACGUGGACGUGGACAUGGACGUGGACGUGGACAUGGACGUGUACGUGGACGUAGACAUGGACGUGGACGUGGACGUAGACGUGGACAUGGACGUGGACGUGGACGUGGACGUGGACGUGGACGUGGACGUGGACGUGGACGUGGACAUGGACGUGGACGUGGACGUGGACGUGGACGUGGACGUGGACGUGGACGUAGACGUGGACAUGGUCGUGGACGUGGACAUGGACGUGGACGUGGACAUGGACGUGGACGUGGACGUGGACGUGGACGUGGACGUGGACGUGGACAUGGACGUGGACAUGGACGUGGACAUGGUCGUGGACGUGGACGUGGACGUGGACAUGGACGUGGACGAGGACGUGGACGUGGACGUGGACGUGGACGUGGACGUGGACGUGGACGUGGACGUGGACGUGGACGUGGACAUGGACGUGGACAUGGACGUUGACGUGGACGUGGACGUGGACGUGGACGUGGACGUGGACGUGGACGUGGACGUGGACGUGGUCGUGGACAUGGACGUGGACGUGGACGUGGACGUGGACGUGGACGUGGACGUGGACGUGGACAUGGACGUGGACGUGGUGGACGUGGACGUGGACGUGGACAUGGACGUGGACGAGGACGUGGACGUGGACAUGGACGUGGACGUGGACGUGGAUGUGGACGUGGACAUGGACGUGGACGUGGACGUGGACAUGGACGUGGACGUAGACGUGGACGUGGACGUGGACGUGGACGUUGACGUGGACGUGGACGUGGACGUGGACGUGGUGGACGUGGACGUGGACAUGGACUUGGACGUGGACGUGGACAUGGACGUGGACGUGGACAUGGUGGUGGACGUGGACGUGGACGUGGACGUGGACGUGGACAUGGACGUGGACAUGGUGGUGGACGUGGACGUGGACGUGGACAUGGACGUGUACAUGGACGUGGACAUGGUGGUGGACGUGGACGUGGACAUGGACGUGGACAUGGACGUGGACGUGGACGUGGACAUGGACGUGGACGUGGACGUGGUCGUGGACGUGGACGUGGACGUGGACAUGGUCGUCGACAUGGACGUGGACGUGGACGUGGGCGUGGACAUGGACGUGGACGUGGACGUGGACGUGGACGUGGACGUGAACAUGGACGUGGACGUGGACGUGGACGUGGACGUGGACGUGGACGUGGACGUAAACAUGGACGUGGACGUGGACGUGGACGUGGACGUGGACAUGGUCGUGGACGUGGACAUGGACGUGGACGUGAACGUGGACGUGGACGUGGACCUGGACGUGGACGUGGACGUGGACAUGGACGUGGACGCGGACGUGGACGUGGACGUGGACGUGGACGUGGACGUGGACAUGGUCGUGGACAUGGACGUGGACGUGGACGUGGACAUGGACGUGGACGUGGACGUGGACGUGGACGUGGAUGUGGACGUGGUGGACGUGGACGGGGACGUGGACGUGGACGUGGACAUGGACGUGGACAUGGACGUGGACAUGGACGUGGACGUGGACAUGGACGUGGACGUGGACGUGGACAUGGACGUGGAUGUGGACAUAGACGUGGACGUGGACAUGGACGUGGACGUGGACAUGGACAUGAACGUGGACGUGGACGUGGACGUGGACGUGGACAAGGACAUGGACGUGGACAUGGACGUGGACGUGGACAUGGACGUGGACAUGGACGUGGACAUGGACGUGGACGUGGACGUGGACAUGGACGUGGACAUGGACUUGGACGUGGACGUGGACAUGGACGUGGACGUGGACAUGGUGGUGGACGUGGACGUGGACGUGGACGUGGAUGUGGACAUGGACGUGGACAUGGUGGUGGACGUGGACGUGGACGUGGACAUGGACGUGGACAUGGACGUGGACAUGGUGGUGGACGUGGACGUGGACAUGGACGUGGACAUGGACGUGGACGUGGACGUGGACAUGGACGUGGACGUGGACGUGGUCGUGGACGUGGACGUGGACGUGGACAUCGUCGUGGACAUGGACGUGGACGUGGACGUGGGCGUGGACAUGGACGUGGACGUGGACGUGGACGUGGACGUGGACGUGAACAUGGACGUGGACGUGGACGUGGACGUGGACGUGGACGUGGACGUGGACGUGAACAUGGACGUGGACGUGGACGUGGACGUGGACAUGGACGUGAACCUGGACGUGGACGUGGACCUGGACGUGGACGUGGACGCGGACCUGGACGUGGACGCGGACGUGGACGUGGACGUGGACGCGGACGUGGACGUGGACGUGGACGUGGACAUGGACGUGGACGUGGACGUGGACGUGGACGUGGACGUGGACGUGGACGUGGACGUGGACGUGGAUGUGGACGUGGACGUGGACGUGGACGUGGACGUGGACGUGGACGUGGACGUGGACGUGGACGUGGACGUGGACGUGGACGUGGACGUGGACGUGGACAUGGACGUGGACGUGGACGUGGACGUGGACAUGGACGUGGACAUGGACGUGGACGUGGUGGACAUGGACGUGGACGUGGUGGACGUGGACAUGGACGUGGACGUGGUGGACGUGGACAUGGACGUGGACGUGGACGUGGACGUGGACGUGGUGGACGUGGACGUGGACGUGGACGUGGACGUGGACGGACAUGUACACGUGGACGUGGACAUGGACGUGGACGUGGACAUGGACGUGUACGUGGACGUAGACAUGGACGUGGACGUGGACGUAGACGUGGACAUGGACGUGGACGUGGACGUGGACGUGGACAUGGACGUGGACGUGGACGUGGACGUGGACGUGGACGUGGACGUGGACGUGGACGUGGACGUAGACGUGGACAUGGUCGUGGACGUGGACAUGGUCGUGGACGUGGACAUGGUCGUGGACGUGGACAUGGACGUGGACGUGGACGUGGACGUGGACGUGGACAUGGACGUGGACGUGGACGUGGACAUGGUCGUGGACGUGGACGUGGACGUGGACGUGGACAUGGACGUGGACAUGGACGUGGACGUGGACGUGGACGUGGAAGUGGACGUGGACGUGGACGUGGACGUGGACGUGGACAUGGUCGUGGACAUGGACGUGGACGUGGACGUGGACAUGGACGUGGACGUGGACGUGGAUGUGGACGUGGUGGACGUGGACGUGGACGUGGACGUGGACGUGGACGUGGACAUGGACGUGGACAUGGACGUGGACAUGGACGUGGACGUGGACAUGGACGUGGACGUGGACGUGGACAUGGACGUGGAUGUGGACAUAGACGUGGACGUGGACAUGGACGUGGACGUGGACAUGGACAUGAACGUGGACGUGGACGUGGACGUGGACAAGGACAUGGACGUGGACAUGGACGUGGACGUGGACAUGGACGUGGAAAUGGACGUGGACAUGGACGUGGACGUGGACGUGGACAUGGACGUGGACAUGGACUUGGACGUGGACGUGGACAUGGACGUGGACGUGGACAUGGUGGUGGACGUGGACGUGGACGUGGACGUGGACGUGGACAUGGACGUGGACAUGGUGGUGGACGUGGACGUGGACGUGGACAUGGACGUGGACAUGGACGUGGACAUGGUGGUGGACGUGGACGUGGACAUGGACGUGGACAUGGACGUGGACGUGGACGUGGACAUGGACGUGGACGUGGACGUGGUCGUGGACGUGGACGUGGACGUGGACAUGGUCGUGGACAUGGACGUGGACGUGGACGUGGGCGUGGACAUGGACGUGGACGUGGACGUGGACGUGGACGUGGACGUGGACGUGGACGUGAACGUGGACGUGGACGUGGACCUGGACGUGGACGUGGACCUGGACGUGGACGCGGACGUGGACCUGGACGUGGACGCGGACGUGGACGUGGACGCGGACGUGGACAUGGAGGUGGACGCGGACGUGGACGUGGAGGCGGACGCGGACAUGGACGUGGACGUGGACGUGGACGUGGAGGUGGACGCGGACAUGGACGUGGACGCGGACGUGGACGUGGAGGUCGACGCGGACAUGGACGUGGACGGGGACGUGGACGUGGACGCGGACAUGGACGUGGACGUGGACGCGGACGUGGACGUGGACGCGGACAUGGACGUGGACGUGGACAUGGACGUGGACGUGGACAUGGACCUGGAUAUGGACGUGGACGUGGACAUGGACGUGGACGUGGACGUGGAGGUGGACGUGGACGUUGACGUGGACGGGGACGUGGACAUGGACGCGGACAUGGACGUGGACGUGGACGUGGACGUGGACGUGGACGUGGAGGUGGACGUGGACGUGGACGUGGACGCGGACAUGGACGUGGACGCAGACAUGGACGUGGACGCGGACAUGGACGUGGACGUGGACGUGGACGUGGACGUGGACGUGGUGGACAUGAACGUGGACGUGGACGUGGACGUGGACGUGGACGUGGACGUGGACGUGGACGUGGACGUGGACGUGGACGUGGAAAUGGACGUGGACAUGGACGUGGACGUGGACGUGGACGUGGACGUGGACGUGGACGUGGACGUGGUGGACGUGGACGUGGUGGACGUGGACGUGGACGUGGACGUGGACAUGGACGUGGACGUGGACGUGGACGUGGACGUGGACAUGGACGUGGACAUGGACGUGGACGUGGACGUGGACGUGGACGUGGACGUGGACGUGGACAUGGACGUGGACGUUGACGUGGACGUGGACGAGGACGUGGACAUGGACAUGAACAUGGUUGUGGACGUGGACGUGGACGUGGACAAGGACAUGGACGUGGACAUGGACGUGGACGUGGACAUGGACGUGGACAUGGACGUGGACAUGGACAUGGACGUGGACAUGGACGUGGACGUAGACGUGGACGUGGACAUGGACGUCGGUCAGUAUGGGAACUUAGAGUGUAAAUGCCUGGGAGAACGGAACCGCUCAGAUCUCGCAUAG
Closterium sp. NIES-65 is the source of this 18879-nucleotide messenger RNA. Lineage: Eukaryota; Viridiplantae; Streptophyta; Zygnematophyceae; Desmidiales; Closteriaceae. The record is from the annotation of a GenBank genome assembly.